UGAUCUUCUUGCAGUAUUUUAAAAGAGGGAAGACAAAAGGAGGAUUUCAUGUUUUGUGUGGCACCCAAUGGUACAGGAUCCAUCAUGAACAUAACGAAGGGUGGGCUGGUGCUAUUUUCAGCCAAUUCCAACCCGUCGUGCAUGGAACUAUCAAAGAAAAUUGCCGAGCGGCUGGGAGUGGAGAUGGGCAAAGUCCAGGUUUACCAGGAGCCGAACAGAGAAACACGGGUACAGAUUCAGGAGUCCGUGAGAGGAAAAGAUGUCUUCAUCAUCCAGACUGUCUCAAAGGAUGUGAAUACGACCAUCAUGGAACUCCUCAUCAUGGUGUAUGCCUGUAAAACGUCCUGUGCCAAAAGCAUUAUUGGCGUGGUUCCCUACUUCCCAUACAGCAAGCAGUGCAAGAUGAGGAAAAGGGGCUCCAUUGUCUCUAAGCUUCUGGCUUCGAUGAUGUGCAAGGCGGGUCUGACUCACCUCAUCACCAUGGAUUUGCAUCAAAAGGUCCAGGGCUUCUUCAAUGUCCCGGUCGACAACCUGAGAGCAUCUCCAUUGCUACAGUACAUUCAAGAAGAGAUUCCAGACUAUAGAAAUGCUGUGAUCGUGGCCAAAUCUCCGGCAUCUGCAAAGAGGGCUCAGUCGUUUGCAGAGCGCUUGAGACUGGGAAUUGCGGUGAUACACGGGGAGGCUCAAGAUGCAGAGUCCGACCUGGUGGACGGCCGCCAUUCGCCCCCGACAGCUAAGAGUGCAGCUGCCAUCCACCCUAGUUUAGAGAUACCCAUGUUGAUUCCAAAAGAGAAACCUCCCAUCACAGUUGUCGGAGAUGUGGGCGGAAGGAUAGCCAUCAUUGUGGAUGACAUAAUAGACGACGUCGACAGCUUCCUGGCUGCUGCUGAGACGCUCAAAGAGAGAGGUGCCUACAAUUUUGUCAUGGCCACCCACGGCCUCCUUUCCUCGGGCCCCCGGUUGAUAGAGGAGUCUGCAAUCGACGAGGUUGUGGUCACCAACACAAUUCCUCACGAGAUCCAAAAGCUCCAGUGCCCCAAAAUUAAGACUGUGGACAUCAGCAUGAUUCUUUCGGAGGCCAUACGCAGAAUCCACAACGGGGAGUCUAUGUCGUACCUUUUCAGGAAUAUAGGCCUGGAUGACUGACUUGUUCCUUGGAAGGCUUGAAGGAGGAGGAGGAGAAGAGGGGGGGAAAUAUCUUCAGGGGCCAAACUGGACAUCUACACAGAAAACGGAGUUGUGAAGCAUCGUGGUUUAAACUUCGUCCUUCAAUGGAACCCACUUUGUUUAGUUGCUUUCCUUCCCCAUGGUUUAAAUUUAGUAGAUGAAAUUUC
Messenger RNA from Lacerta agilis (Sand lizard), 1334 nucleotides. It is a transcript of the gene PRPSAP2, whose product is annotated as phosphoribosyl pyrophosphate synthetase associated protein 2. NCBI's taxonomy places the organism in Eukaryota, Metazoa, Chordata, Lepidosauria, Squamata, Lacertidae. Gene Ontology annotation, biological process: 5-phosphoribose 1-diphosphate biosynthetic process; purine nucleotide biosynthetic process. The record is from RefSeq and is a predicted model, not a curated record. Gene Ontology annotation, cellular component: ribose phosphate diphosphokinase complex; cytoplasm. Gene Ontology annotation, molecular function: magnesium ion binding; ribose phosphate diphosphokinase activity.